This is a messenger RNA of Salvelinus namaycush (lake trout), 1109 nucleotides long. It is a transcript of the gene cd81b, whose product is annotated as CD81 molecule b. Bases 163 to 780 code for a protein of 205 amino acids. The transcript has 7 exons. The record is from RefSeq and is a predicted model, not a curated record. Gene Ontology annotation, cellular component: membrane. Lineage: Eukaryota; Metazoa; Chordata; Actinopteri; Salmoniformes; Salmonidae.
UACCCAUUCUGGGUGUACAUACCUCGAGAUUUCUGGCACAGAAUUCGAGUUCUUAGAACGAGAAGAAGCUAACGGUCCGUCAUUCUUAGAAUCUCGGGCACACUGGUAUCACGCAGACUUAAUUUAUUUAUUUAAGUUAACGGACCUGAACAGUCGAUCAUCAUGACUGUCGUUGGCUGCAACAAGUGUAUCAAAUUCAUGCUGUUUUUCUUUAAUUUCGUUUUCUGGUUGGCUGGAGGUGUGAUCUUGGGAGUGGCUCUAUGGCUUCGUCAUGACAACCAGACCAGCAGUCUCCUCAUGCAGCAGUUUGAAGGCCAGCAGGCUCCAAACACCUUCUAUAUCAGCGUGUACAUCCUGAUUGCUGUGGGAGCUGUGAUGAUGAUUGUAGGGUUCCUUGGUUGCUAUGGCGCCAUCCAGGAAUCUCAGUGCCUCCUUGGAACGUUCUUCUUCCUGUUGGUGUGCCUUUUCGCCUGUGAGGUAGCUGCUGGGAUCUGGGGAUUUAGUAACCGAGACACAAUCUCCAAGGAGAUGAUCAACUUCUACGAUGCGGCCUACAUCAAGUCAGUGGACAUCGUAGACUCUUCCAGCAAAACAGCUGCUAUCAAAGUCCUGGAGGUGUUCCACGAGACGAGCUGUCAUCUGAAGCUGAAGGACCUGUUCUCUGAGAAGCUCUGCCUGAUUGGUCUAGCUGCCCUGGUGGUCGCUGUCAUCAUGAUCUUUGAGAUGAUAUUCACCAUGGUUCUCUGCUGUGCGAUCCGCAACGCCACCCCGGUGUACUAGAACCACAGAACCGUAAUAGAACCAUAGAACGACGGAACCAUGGAAUCAUAGAACCACAGAACCAUAUUGGAGGGGGAAAGUCCUCUACAGAUCAAAGCCAACAAAGGGGAUACAAAUGUUAUGUUAUGUUUUGUGUUGUACUUCCUGUUAUGUAUUAUGUUGUAGUUCCUUUUAUGUUUUGUGUUGUACUUCCUGUUAUGUAUUGUGUUGUAGUUCAUUUUAUGAUUUGUGUUGUAGUUCCUGUUAUGUUUUGUGUUGUAGUUCAUUUUAUGAUUUGUGUUGUAGUUCCUUUUUUGUGUUGUAGUUCCUUUUAUGUUUUGUGUUGUACU